This is a messenger RNA of Neurospora hispaniola, 1140 nucleotides long. Its product is annotated as endoplasmic reticulum vesicle transporter-domain-containing protein. Bases 1 to 1140 code for a protein of 379 amino acids. The record is from RefSeq and is a predicted model, not a curated record. NCBI's taxonomy places the organism in Eukaryota, Fungi, Ascomycota, Sordariomycetes, Sordariales, Sordariaceae. Gene Ontology annotation, cellular component: endoplasmic reticulum; COPII-coated ER to Golgi transport vesicle; membrane. Gene Ontology annotation, biological process: retrograde vesicle-mediated transport, Golgi to endoplasmic reticulum; endoplasmic reticulum to Golgi vesicle-mediated transport. The transcript is spliced from 3 exons.
AUGAACGGCUACGACGAGAAGCGUCACCUAGACGAAGACGCCUUUGGCGCCAAGGGGAGCAUAGUCAGCGCCUUUGACGCUUUCCCCAAAUCCAAACCCCAAUACGUAACCCGCACCACCGCCGGCGGCAAAUGGACCGUCUUCGUCGCCCUCGUCUCCUUCAUCCUCUUCUGGUCCGAAGCCUCCCGCUGGUGGCGCGGCUCGGAAUCGCACACCUUUGCCGUCGAAAAGGGCGUCUCCCACGCCCUCGACAUCAACCUCGACAUUGUCGUGAAGAUGAAGUGCCAAGACAUCCACAUCAACGUGCAAGACGCGGCGGGCGACCGCAUCCUGGCCGCCUCGAGGCUCCAUCGCGACCCGACGGUGUGGCAGCACUGGGUCGACAACAAGGGGAUUCACAAGCUGGGACGGGACGCCCAGGGCAAGGUGGUUACGGGGGAGGGGUACAUGCAGGGGCAGGGGCAUGACGAAGGGUUUGGGGAGGAGCACGUGCAUGAUAUUGUUUCUUUGGGCAGGCGGAAGGCCAAGUGGGCGAGGACGCCGCGGUUGUGGGGGGCGACGCCGGACAGCUGUAGGGUUUUUGGCAGUCUGGAGUUGAAUAAGGUCCAGGGCGACUUUCAUAUUACGGCUAAAGGGCAUGGAUAUAUGGAGUUUGGCCAGCAUUUGGAUCAUUCUGCAUUCAACUUCUCCCACAUCAUCUCCGAGCUCUCCUUCGGCCCUUUCCUCCCCUCCCUCGUCAACCCGCUCGACCAAACCGUCAACAUCGCCUCCGCCAACUUCCACAAGUUCCAGUAUUUUAUUUCUGUCGUCCCCACCGUCUACUCGUCGUCAGGCAAAUCCAUUGUCACGAACCAGUACGCCGUCACGGAGCAGUCGCAGGAAGUCACGGAGCGCAUCAUCCCGGGCAUCUUUGUCAAGUACGACAUUGAGCCGAUUCUGCUGAACAUCGAGGAGGAGCGGGAUUCGUUUUUGGUUUUUCUCAUCAAGGUCGUCAAUGUCAUUAGUGGUGCGCUGGUGGCGGGUCAUUGGGGGUACAGGAUUAGUGAUUGGUGUCAAGAGGUGUGGGGGAAGAGGAGGAGGAGAGCCGGUGGGCCGAGUGAGGGUAUGUUGGGUGGGAAGGGACAUGAGCGUGAUGAUUAG